ACCAAUUUUAUCAACCAGUCAUUUUUUUAAAUAAUCAAAUAACUGGAUUACAUAAGUACGAUAUCGUAUCGUAAAAUGGCUACUGUUGUUGCUACUAACCUUAUAUUAUGUCUUAUGAAACUCUGCAGACUAUGUGGAAACUAUAUCUGCCAUGAUCCAGUUAACACGGAAAAUAUAAAAAUUCGUGUUGAUCAGGCAUUUUUUACUGAACUUGAAGAAGACAGGCUGGAUACACACCCACCUAAAAUUUGCAUGAAAUGCUACACAAACUUGAGAAAUAUCGAAAAGCGAGGAACAACCUCUAAUUUCAGAUUAAGUCAAUGGCCACUUACUUGUUUCAUUGAAAGAUGCAUAUGUUUUUGGAAAAAUCCUAGUAGGAAGAAAAAAAAGCAGUGUGGAAGACCAUCAAUAAAUGACAAAGUUAUUUGGACAAGGGAGUCAAUUAGUAAAAUAAAAAAAAGUUUUUCUGGACUGCCUCGUUUAUGCCAUGAUUCUAUUGAUGUAGCAGAUAAUCCACACAAAGAUUUAUGUGUAUGCAAGAAUUGCAUGAGGUUGUUGCAUAAGCCUGUAUUACUUAAUAACUAUCAACAUUUGUUUUGUGCUACAUGUAUUUUUCCAUACAUAAUCGGAAAAUUAGAGACAGAAACAAAAUGCACAAUAUGUUUCUCUAAUAUAACUCUUGGUAGUAUCUUAAAAGCGACGUCAAUGCAGAAUAUACUUGAUAGUUUAUUUAUAGAGUGUUGUAAAAAUACAUGCAAAGAAAAAUUUACUGUAAAAAAUAUAAGCUAUAAAGAAGAACAUGAAAAAACCUGCAAAGUUAGAAACAAAUAACAAUACAGUUUCCCAUCAUCUAGCUCUUCAUUGACAGUUUCUGAGAUAUAUAAAAUAAAUGAACAUUGUGAAAUUCCAAAAGAGUUAGACUAUGCGUUUGCUCACUUUGCAAAACUGAAAAGGGCAAAAAACAAAUCACAUUCCUUUGAACUCCCUUCAGGUGGUCCACGGGCUAUACAGUUUAAAGUGGCUCCAAAGAUCUACAAAACUUCAAAUAGUAUUAGCCAGAAAACUAUUAAAAGGCGUCAAAAUCAAAUACACCAAUCACUCGUUGAAAAAGCAGGACUAGCAAAAAAAGCAAAAAUAAAUCAAGCAGCACUUAUGCUUAAUUCUUUUAAUGACAAUGAUAAAAUUAAUAUACUUAAAAAAGCAAACAUCCCCCAAGUUCAGAUAGAGUCAAAAGACAUUGUAUCACUAAAGGCAUAUUGUGGUUUACCUUGGGAAAAAAUGAUUAGGUAAGUGCUUUGGAA
Messenger RNA from Hydra vulgaris (swiftwater hydra), 1301 nucleotides. The record is from RefSeq and is a predicted model, not a curated record. NCBI's taxonomy places the organism in Eukaryota, Metazoa, Cnidaria, Hydrozoa, Anthoathecata, Hydridae.